AGGAUUCGCGCUGCAUCCUGGGUACAUAACUCCAUGGUGAUGCAGUGAGCCUGUUGUGUAGACUGGAACGGGAAACCAAAGUAAAGUAAACGGGGUAGGGUCGGCAACGGGGGGGGGCUUUCAGCGAGUUACAAUGCGUCUUUCACGGUGUUGAACAGUCUCGGUGAACGAUGAGCCAACUUCGCCGGUCGUCUCGAAGCGGAACGAGUCACUCUUGAGCCCCGAAAAAGAGUCCUUCUUGGCGGGGGAGAGCGAGAAUGCAGAAGCCGAGCGCCCUGCUCCCUGUUGUCGGCUUGACUGGGAAAUGGUAGCGUACUGCAGGAACCGCACUUGGAAGGAACAUGGUCGAGAGGAGCAGCAAAUUCUUGUUGAUCGUCGUCGGAUCCGUGUGUUUCAUGCUGAUUCUCUAUCAGUACGUGGCCCCCGGGGUGAUCAAUUUCGGCUCCCCGCACGGUUAUUUCACGGAAGAAGACGAGGGGGACAUCUUCCCGACUCCGGACCCCCACUACGUUAAGAAAUACUACUUCCCCGUCAGGGACCUGGAGAGGACGAUUGAUUUCCAAAUCAAAGGAGAGGACGUGAUCGUGUUUUUGCACAUCCAAAAGACCGGGGGGACUACCUUCGGCAGGCACCUGGUCCAGAAUGUCCGUCUGGAGGUCCCUUGCGACUGCAGACCGGGCCAGAAGAAGUGUACCUGCUACCGGCCGAAUCGCAAGGAGACCUGGCUCUUCUCCCGGUUCUCCACCGGCUGGAGCUGCGGCUUGCACGCCGACUGGACCGAGCUCACAAACUGUGUGCCCGGGGUCCUCAACAAGAAGGAGAACAAACAGAAAAAUCUAAGGAAGUUCUACUACAUCACUCUGUUGAGGGACCCAGUAUCUCGAUACCUCAGCGAGUGGCGGCACGUGCAGCGGGGAGCCACGUGGAAAACCUCCCUGCACAUGUGUGAUGGACGAACCCCCACACCUGAGGAGCUGCCCUCCUGCUACGAGGGCUCCGACUGGUCGGGGUGCACCCUGCAGCAGUUCAUGGACUGUCCCUACAACCUGGCCAACAACAGACAGGUUCGUAUGUUAGCAGAUCUGAGCCUUGUUGGCUGCUACAACAUGUCCACGGUUCCAGAGAAGAAGAGGGCGCAGCUUCUGCUGGAGUCAGCCAAGAAGAACCUACGAGACAUGGCCUUCUUUGGUCUGACAGAGUACCAGAGGAAAACCCAGUUCCUGUUUGAACGAACCUUCAGGUUGCGCUUCAUCAGGCCUUUCAUGCAGUACAACAGCACCCGAGCUGCAGGGGUGGACUUGGACAACACUACGAUCCAGCGUAUAGAGGAGCUGAAUGAGCUGGACAUGGAGCUUUACGACUACGCCAGGGACCUGUUCCAGCAGCGCUACCAGUACACCAGGCAGCAGGAGAGGCGGCAGCAGCGCAUCAAGAACCACAUACAGCAGAGCCACCAGGGCCUGGGCCUGGGCGUCAACCUGUGGCCCUCCCAUAGCCGGCAGAGCUCGGUGUCGACACUGGAGGACGGGGAAGGGGAGCGGGAGGAGGGUGAGGAGGGAGGCAGAACAGAGGAGGCGGGCAGCAGGCUCCCCACAGAGGACUACAUGAACCAGAUCAUCAACCGCUGGUAGCAGCAGAAUGAGAACAAACACACAGACAUGCAUAUGUAAUGUGAAAUGCAUACACAUAUAUACACACACGCACGCACGCACGCACACACAUACACAGAGAGUGGCUCCUGCAUCAAACACCCAAAUGACUGACAAACAGACUUUACCAGAGAGUUGGGCUGCAGGAAUGAGUCCAAGUGGUUGCUAUGGGGACCUGGGCUUGGUCGAUUGCAUCAGCUCACAUUAUUGAGGUUUGCCCAGUUGUUAUUAGCACCCGCUUGCCCUUUCCCUCCUCCUGAGUUUCUCUGUCUUUCCUAUCAUCAUUACUGACUGAGCAGAGGAGAGAUAUUUUUAAGAGUUGCUGACAACCGAGUAUCUCACCCAUCUCUCCCGUCUCCCCUCCUCCUCCUCCUCCUCCUCCUGUAUUCCUUUUGUUCUCUGUGGCCUAAUAUGGAGCAUGAGAAAAUAAAAUAAAAGUCUGUGAAUUCCCACUAAUCUUUGCUAAAGGACCAGUCUACUUCCUGGAUGCUCCAAUUUCAAAGGAACUGGGAAGGCUAUGAAAGUAUGCUAAUGGCUGAGCUGAGCAAAGGAAAUGGUGGGAGUACAUGAGCGACUGAAAGAAAGAAGCAAAGAAAAGUUUAACUUAGUUGUGUAAUAAAGCUUUCUGCUUAAAAAAAUUCAGCCAUUUUACCCAUGAACACGCUUUGGUCAUGAAAUAGUGACAGUCUCAUUCUCAUUUUAGGAUGAUUUCAUUUGUAUUUUCCUUUUGUGUUUAUGCUUUUUUUUUAAAGCAGAAUUGUAAUAACACUGAGACCAAUGUUGCUGCCUAAAGAAAAGUGAUUCCUUUAUUUCUUUAUUUUUAUUGGUUUUAUAAGUCAAAGCUAAUGGAUUGGAUUGACGUACAUUGGACCAUAGCCAUUACUGAAGCCUGAAGCCUUGGGGGGGAAAAAGGGGCCUUUUUCUCUGUUAAAGGUUCCCAAAGCUCCUGUCGCUUAACGAGUUCAUUAUUUCUCCUUUUCUCUCCUUUUUUAUUGUGUGUCUCAGUCCUGCAGAGAAUCAGCAGCCAAUUACAGAGCCGAAUCUUACAUGGGUGUGAAGAAAUCAAAGGCAGGGAGAGGAGUGAGUCUGCUGCAGGUUGUUGCCAGGAACCGUGCCGCGUGAGCGGCAAGCGCUUUGGAAGCCUUAACUCAGACAAAUGCUUCGAGAUGGGAGUUGUGGAACUACCGGUCACCAUGGCAAUGUGAGCCCUUAAUGUAGUGGGUGACAUUUUCAGUUUCUCAGUUUUUUGUUGGGGGGGGGGGGUGUGUUUCUGACCAAGAGCUGCAUUUUAAAAGUGGCAGUCUCAAACAAGCCUCCUUCCCACCUGCUGAAAGGGCACACACAGCGCCGGUGACCUGUAGUUCAUUAGUGUGACUGGUAUUUUACUUGGUUUUAACCUGAAGAACGCACGGGGCGAGGUAGCAGUGCCUCUAUGUACUGGGAUCAUAGUCAACAUAAUUAUUGCCAGAUAUUACGUCUGCAUUAUACUACAGUAAUUUCUCUGACUACUCGUGUGUCUGUGUGGAUGAGUGUGUUUCUGUGUGUGUAAAUAGUAUGUACAGUAUGCCUUUGGUUGGUGUAUGUGUAUGCCUUUGUAAAUAGUGUGCCUGACAGAGAGGAUGCCUGAUGAAUUUUGUGAAUGACUGGUUCCAUGACCAAUUAUCUAGCCAUUUUUUGGUGGUGGAGGGCGGGGCAACAAAGUCCCUCCAACCGCGUGUCACAGCAGUGUGACCAUCGCAGCGAUGCAAGCCAAUAAUACUCCCCUCUGCCCUUUCCUUUACCAUUUUCUUUCCCCCUGUUCUUGUCUCCUCCUUUAUGAUGUGGUUACGUACGAGGACUGCAUCACUAUAAUUAUCUAAAAUAUCUAAUUUAUAUUUUGAAAAAUCUGCCCAUGUGACAUGUCUUAACUCUUGACAGCAAAACCUGCAAGUAAAGUUGGAUUAUGAUAGCUGGAUCCACCAAUUGCACCAAAUUCUGUGACCCAGUCAGGACUUUGGUAUUUUAAUUUGUCAUGUGCUUGUGGUUCAUGCUAUUUUAUGUGACAGGUCACAGAAUUUGGUGUAACUUAUUGAACAUUUCAUCUCUCCUCCUUCUGUUUUAUCAGCAAAGAGUACUGAUAGAAAACAUUUAUGUAGCAUUUUUGACCUCAGCACUCUGUACGUUAUUCUGUGAUUCUGUCACAUAGCGUUCCCUAUGCAAACCUUCUGAUCUAAUCAAAAUUAUUUUUUUGCUUGUUAUCCAGCAGCUGGUCAUAUCUUCAAAGGGAAUGUGUGUGACCUCAGGUGUCAGCUGUCUGGCCGGAAAGAUAAAAUGUUUGCCCAGAGCAAAUUUAACAUUUAAAUCUAAUAUUCCCAUAGAUUGUGACGGCUACUGGCAUGACCUGAGCAGCUGACUUAGUGUACAUUCCAGCAUAGAGGAAGUCUGUGGAAAUAUCGUAUUUAAACGCUGGUUUCUCUCCAGGUAAACAUUUUAUCAGUCAGAAAAUGACUUUGGAGACGCAAUCUGCUGCUGGAUAACUGUGAGGUAACAAAAAUAACAUUUUGACUUUUCUUCUAGGGUUAAUGUAGAGAACACUUUGUGAAUGAAUCAUGGAGUAAUGUACGGAGGGCUGAGGUCUCAGAUGUUGCGAUACCAACGGCAGAUUAUAUCUGCUGCAUCCAUUUAAUAUUAAUUUUGUAACGGCUAAAAUGAAACUUUUUGGUUUGUUAGGGAAAAGAAACAUCAUUCUGAAACACCACUCUCUAACUGCGAGUGGACUAUGUGGUUUUGUAGUUCAACAAAACCAUCAGAGUGGUUUCUCUUCUCUAGAGAAUCUCGUUGACUGCAUCACAUUAAUUUCAGGAGAAUCUCAGUUUAACCGUUUCAUAUUAACUAAUAGUUCUGUAUCAGGACUUCCAGCAUUUGGAGCAAGUUGCUUGUGAAACGUAAAGUAAGCUCUGCCUGUUGUUUAAAUGUGUCAGAUACAUUUAAUCAACAGUUCAUAUGAUAUACUGUUCAUCUCAUUUUCAGGUUGCAAACAUUAAAAACUUAAGUGUUUCUGCCACUUCAGCUAACAAAAGGUGAUUACAGAUCUUUAAGUUUUAGUUAAUUAUAAGGGAUUCAAAAAGGAUUCAGAUUCAAUAAGCAAAUUUGAUACUGGAUUCAUAUGCCAGAAAAUGUUAUUGAACCUCAACCCAUACUACAUGCAAAGAAUCUGAGCAAUAAGAGGCAAAACCAAUGAGAAGGCGGAGAAGAGAAUGUAAAAGUGGGAAGGGAAAAAAGACGUGUCACAGCACGAUUUAAUCAAACUGAAUGUAGUCCAAGUUUGGUGUCAUCCAGCGGGCAAUGGCAGGAUGCAUGCAGGUUAACUGCUUCCUUAGUAUUAAGAUAAAUAAUAUAUUGCAUCCUGUUGUUAACAACAGAUUUUUUUAAAGUCAGAAGGAAGGGGACACCAAUAAUUUAGCCGCCCACCCCCCUCCUUGUUAAAUUUCAUCUAAUCACCCUGGAUCCUCCUCUGUCUCUCCUUUUGAUCAGCUCCUUUCAAAUCAGGGAUGAUUCAUGAAGGGAAGGAGAGUAGAACAAGGGGGAUGAUGAAAGGUAUUGGGAUACAUCCAGAGUCAAUAUGCUGCUUUUUGUGUAGCCUUCAAAGUAACGCAAAUGGAUAUGGGAAGAGAAAUCUCCCUCCUUUUUUUUUUUGUUUCAUAUUAACUUCCCCUUCAUUGUAUUCUUGAAACUGGAGACUUAAACACUGCAGCUCCAGGCAUUUUGCCCACAACCUCUUUUUUCAAAGUCAGACUUGCUCUUAUGUUAGACCGUGUUUGGGCUGCAAACCAAUAUCUGGCUCUGCAUUAGUGGUUAAAGACAGAAUACAAAACUGAUUCUGUGUUUUAUUUUCAGUCUUCCAGUUUCAAGUGACCAUCAGAUUUGAAGCAGCCCUCAAAAAUACUCCCCGUACCUGAACAGUGUGUGAAAGAAAAACUCCUUUCACUGAAAUGAUUCCAGGAAUUGAUGCUGUAAAGCUAUACUCAAAUAUUUUAUGUCUCAUCACUAUGUAUAUCUGAUGUCUUAACAGCGUUUCCUUUGUGACAAUGAAGCAAGCCAGAUGUCGCUAACAUCAUCCAUUUUUGUUAUUUUUUAAAAUAAAAGAUGUGUUAGAGUAUGUUAGGGACUUGUUUGGGGUUUUUUUGGAUUGAUGUGCAGCCUGUCUCUGGCUCCUUCUGUAUGCAUCGUUCUGGGUUUGUUUCUUAUGAUUGCAAAAAUGAAUCAUCAUGCCACCAAUUAAAAUAUUUCAUUUUUACAGA
Molecule: messenger RNA, 5929 nt
Organism: Siniperca chuatsi (mandarin fish)
Lineage: Eukaryota; Metazoa; Chordata; Actinopteri; Centrarchiformes; Sinipercidae
Gene: hs6st1a
Product: heparan sulfate 6-O-sulfotransferase 1a
Exons: 4
Coding region: 342-1631 (429 amino acids)
Cellular component (GO): membrane
Molecular function (GO): heparan sulfate 6-sulfotransferase activity
Source: RefSeq, a predicted model, not a curated record